Messenger RNA from Striga hermonthica, 687 nucleotides. The record is from the annotation of a GenBank genome assembly. Lineage: Eukaryota; Viridiplantae; Streptophyta; Magnoliopsida; Lamiales; Orobanchaceae.
AUGGCGAGGGAUAAGAUUCAGAUCAAGAAAAUCGACAACGUGACGGCGAGGCAAGUGACUUUCUCGAAGAGGCGAAGAGGGCUCUUCAAGAAAGCUCAAGAGCUUUCGGUCCUUUGCGAUGCCGACGUCGGCCUCGUCAUCUUCUCCUCCACUGGCAAGCUCUUUGAGUAUGCCAGCUCCAGUAUGAAGGAUAUACUCGAAAGGCACAAUUUGCAUGCCAAGAACUUGAACAAAAUGGAUCAACCAUAUCUCGAGCUGCAGCUAGUUGAGGACAGCAAUCACGCGAGGCUGAGCAAAGAAGUGGCCGAGAGAACCCAUCAGCUAAGACGCAUGAGAGGCGAAGAACUUCAAGGAUUAACCAUUGAAGAGCUGCAGAAACUGGAGAAGUCGCUUGAAGGUGGACUUAGCCGCGUUAUAGAAAAAAAGGGGGAGAAGAUCAUGAAAGAGAUCAGUCAUCUGCAGGAAAAAGGAGUGCAACUCAUGGAAGAGAACAAACAAUUGCGACUACAGGUGGUGAAUAUGUCAAAUGGAAAUAAGAAACCGGGAAAAACAGACUCACAGAAUGUGGUGUAUGAGGAAGGGCAAUCAUCGGAAUCUGUCACAAAUGUUUGUAAUUCAGUUGGCCCUCCACAAGAUUACGAGAGCUCGGAUACCUCUCUCAAGCUCGGGCUGCCAUACACUGGCUGA